AUGAGGCCCACGGAGGCUAUAGACGGAGAAUCUACGAAUUCCACCUCGUGUCUUGCGGCUUUGACUUUCUCCUGUCCACCACGCUGGGUGCCACAUAGAAGCGCGAUGAACGACACCGUCAGCGCCGCGCACGAGCAUAACACGCUAGCGCCCAUCCAUCUCAGACUCGCAAACGAGCACCUCCAUGAUAUCUUCCUUGCGCUAUCGCUCAUCGAUACCCCUUCGCUUAAUCGCCCUCAGGGAUGGUUCCUCUCAGUCAACGGUGUUUGCACACUCUGGCGCGAGAUCGCUCUCCAUUCCGCUGAGCUCUGGGCGCGUAGCGCCGGUUCGUUCCCGUCCCGGCGCAUGACCGAUCUUGCUAUCGCGCGCGCCGGCACAUCUCUCCUGAGCUUCACCGGGCAUUACGAGGAUCAUGAAGGUUCAGGCUACGUGCUUACCGAUUACCAAUUGUCACUAGUUGAGACGCACGCGAAGCGUCUGCAAUCAUUUGUCCAUGAUGAUUAUAAUGAUUGGUCGGGGAUGUUCUAUCGAGUGCGAAGUUUUCCUGAGCUGGUGACGGCGAGGAUAUGGGAUGACUCUGGUCCUGACAUGUGGAACGAGCCCAUAGACGCGCCGAAACUGGAAUGCCUAUAUCUGAACAACGCGCUGGUACCGUUCCGUGCGCCCGCACUUCGUUCCAUGCGCGUGGACAUGGACAAUACCGAUUGGCGGCGAAGACCAAACAUACCGCAAUCGUCGGAAGGUGCCAUGCCAGACACUUGCGCAGCAGUUCCGAGGGUCUUUCCCACUCGCGAUUUCAUUGAGCUUCUUCAGUACUGCCCUGACCUCGAGCGGCUUAUUGUCACCGAUAUGCCUCUUCUGAUGUCCGAAGGACUGCCUACAGUGUCUGCGCUGAACGCUAAGCUUCCUAAGCUUCGCGGCCUGCAUUUGGGAGGGAAGUCAGAAGCAUUGGGCGACUUCUGGCAGAGACUAGAUAUGCCCUCUCAUGCACAGGUCUUCGUCGAUACCGAGUUCUUCAGCACGUAUCUGGGAGACCGAACCGCAUUCGAACGAGACAUGCUAGCCAAGAUCGCGGAUCACUUGAAUUCGCCCGCGUACGACAGUUUCAAGCUUGGAAUGACGUUAUCCUACGAUCUCAUGUUGCAACUAUGGUCCUCGGAAACUCGUGGGGCGGUCGGGCUGGACAUGGAUACUUCUCUUGAGCUGGGCCCAGAAUCGGCGACGGGUGCCGCUUUCACGAUAAGAGUGCCAGUCGGUUCACGACAUUAUCUUGAAGAUUUUGUUAUGGAUGAGCCUGAAAUGUCUUCCUAUAUCAUGUGGAGUGCGCUGGGUGUGAAGAUGAAGGAUCCGUUCUUGAAAUACCAGAACGAGCUGGCCAGGGAGUUUCACUAUCGCGCCAGCACGCUGAUUCGGGAGUUCGCAUCAUCUACUCUCAAGUGCUUUGACUUGGUGGACCUUCCCUAUGUCGAACCCGAGAGUAUGUGGGGUGGCAUCAAUGAUCCAGAUAGGUAUCUCAACCGCCUAUCCUCGCGACAUGUGCCAGGGAUAGUGACUCCCGUGCUGUCCCGGAAUGUGACUAUCAGUUGGUCCUUUAUAUACCGCACGCUUGGAGACCAGACACAUUCCAUCGACGCUCGUCUCAAGAGGAUGCAGCAUAGAUUCUCUGAGUACGAAAAGAUCACGAUCGUCAAUUUCCCUUGUGCCCAUUUCGCAAGCUCAAAGCGACACAACCAGAAGCUUAAUGCGAAAGCUUGGGAUCUUUUACUACGCUAUUUUGAGUCAAAUAGACUCAAGCACUCGCUGAUUCUAUCCGAAUCAUCAUCCGAUAUGUCGAAUAUGGAGCGAUCCGAGGAUCCCGUUCGCGGAUGCACGGACCAGGAGUCCUACGCGGAUGCAAUCAGAGCCGUUACCGGGGAAGGUUAUCGGCGGAUCGCCCCUUUCAUUACAGGAUUUGAGGACAUUCGAAUGCAUAAUCUGCGCUCUUGA
Molecule: messenger RNA, 1986 nt
Organism: Peniophora sp. CBMAI 1063
Lineage: Eukaryota; Fungi; Basidiomycota; Agaricomycetes; Russulales; Peniophoraceae
Source: the annotation of a GenBank genome assembly